GCAAAUGAGGGCCCCUUCAUAACCCCCGGCCCCGCUGCUGAGCCCCGGCGGUGCCCAUUGCGGGGGGACAUGAGGACCAUGCGGGUGCUUGGGGUGACCGCGGUGCUGGGGACCCUCCUGGUCCUGGCUGUGGCUCAGAGGAGAGCCGGAGGCCGGAGCCGGUCCUGGAGCGGGCGCCCGGCACCGUUCCGGAGCUGGGAUCCGCAGCGGUACCGGCCCUGGCAGGAGGGGGCCGCGGUGCAGCCGGACUGCUGGAGAGGUGGGGACGUCACCUUCGACAUCAGCAACGAUGCUCCCACCAUGGCGGGCGCCGACGCCACGUUCUCCAUCGCCCUGCGCCUGCCCAGCACCCAGGAGCUGCUGCCCGACGGCAGCGUGGUCUGGAGCCAGAACUGCACCGUCAACGGCACCCGCGUGGCCCGCGGGGAUCCGGUGUUCCCGGACCCCCCGGAUGAAGCCAACGGCGUCUUCCCCGACGGGCGCCCGUUCCCCACCGGCGGCAAGCGCGGGAGAUUCGUCUACGUGUGGUGGACGUGGGGGCGCUACUGGCAGGUUGUGGAUGGAGCCACGUCCCAGCUGACGGUGGGCACGGCCGGGGUGCCCCUGGGCUCCUACACCAUGGAGGUUGUUGUCUACCACUACCGCGGCCGCCAGAAGUUCAUCCCCAUUGGCCGCGCCAGCUCCCAGUUCAGCAUCACCGACCAGGUCCCGUUCGCGGUGGACGUGGCGCAGGUGCCGGGUGCCGCGGACGGCGCCGGGCGCUACGUGCGGAACCGCGCGGUGUCCUUCACCGUGCGGCUGCACGACCCCAGCCGCUUCCUGCGCGACGCCGACAUCUCCUACUCGUGGGACUUCGGGGACGGCAGCGGGACCCUCAUCUCCCGCAGCGCCACCGUCACCCACACGUACCUGGAGACCGGCUCCUUCGCCGCCCGCAUGGUGCUGCAGGCAGCCAUCCCCCUCAGCCCCUGCGGCACCUCCGCCGCGCCCGUCGUGGGCCCCACCACCGGCACCUCACCCACAGCGGCACCCACACAGCCCCCAGGGAGCACACCGGGGGUGCCCAGCACCGCGCCGGCGGCAUCUGGCUCACCCACGGGGGGAUCGGCGGCCGUCACUGUGCCCUCGGACACCGCUGUUACUGUGCCGUUGGAUCCAACCAUCACUGGGGCCUUGGACCCUGUUGUCACUGAUGCCCUGGACACUGUCAUCACUGAUGCCCUGGACACUGUCAUCACUGAUGCCUUGGACCCUGUUGUCACUGAUGCCCUGGACACAGUCAUCACUGAUGCCUUGGAUGCUGCUGUCACUGAGCCCACCCUCGUGGCACUCAGCACCCCAGCAGCUGCUGCCGCAGGCACUGGUCCUGCUGCCGCUGCUGUGUCCAUGGUCCCCCUGCUCCCCACCUCGGUGGCCCCAGCUGCAGAUGCUCUGGUCACUGUAGCUGUAGACACAGAGGGAAUGGUGGCUACAGACACAGCCAUGGCUGUAUCCAUGGCUGGAGCCACGGAUGGAGCCACGGCUGGAGCCACAGAUGGAGCCACAGCUGGAGCCACGGAUGGAGCCACGGCUGGAGCCACGGAUGGAGCAACAUCUGUGCCCAUGGCUGCAUCAACGGAUGCAGCCAUGGAUACAGCCACAGAUGCUGCCACAGCUGGAGCCACAGCUGGAGCCACAGCUGCAGCCACAGCUGCAGCCACAGCUGGAGCCACAGCUGCAGCCACAGCUGCAGCCACAGCUGCAGCCACAGCCGCGCCGCUGGUGCUGGUGAAGCGCCAGGCACCGGCCGCCGAAGGCACCGGCUGCAUCCUGUACCGCUAUGGCACCUUCUCCACGCAGCUGGACAUCGUCCAGGGCAUCGAGAGCGUCUCCAUCGUGCAGGUGGUGCCGGUGGCGGCAGAGGGCGGCGAGAGCAGCGUGGAGCUGAUGGUGACGUGCGAGGGGAGCCGCCCCGAGCAGGUCUGCACGGUGGUGGCGGACGCCGAGUGCCGGGAGGCGGCGGCUCAGACGUGCUCGGCCGUGGAACCGGGACCCGGGUGUCAGCUCCUCCUGCGCCAGGACUUCAACGGCUCCGGCCUCUUCUGCCUCAACGUGUCCCUGGCAGCCGCAGGCAGCCUGGCCGUGGCCAGCACCCGGCUCAGCGUGGGGCGUGGAGGCUCUGCCUCAGCUGCCGGUACGACCACACUCAUCGUUGUGGGGCUGGUGCUCAUCGGGGCUGCCCUGGGCACAGCGGCCUGCGCCUACCAGCGUGUUCAGUACCACCCGCUGCCCCCCGCGGCCCCCCCGGCCCCCCGGCCCCGGGGCUGGCUCCCCCCCAGCUCUGCCCUGCGCCUGCUCCUGCGCCGGGCGCUGGGAGGGGGGGACCUGGGGGGGGCCCCCAGCAGCGAGAGCAGCCCCUUGCUCCACGGGAACCCUGCCUAGAGCCCCCCCACCCCGACCUGGGGGGGGGACACGGUGGUGGCGAUGGGGGGGGCGCUGUGACCCCGGUCUCGCUGCCAUCACCAUUAAAGGCUCAGCUCAGCCGGUG
This is a messenger RNA of Melopsittacus undulatus (budgerigar), 2527 nucleotides long. RefSeq names its product premelanosome protein (gene PMEL). Gene Ontology annotation, cellular component: melanosome; plasma membrane. The record is from RefSeq and is a predicted model, not a curated record. The transcript is spliced from 12 exons. Gene Ontology annotation, biological process: melanosome organization. Lineage: Eukaryota; Metazoa; Chordata; Aves; Psittaciformes; Psittaculidae. Bases 70 to 2421 code for a protein of 783 amino acids.